AUGAAUGAGUUAUCGGGAUGGUAUGUUGAUGCAUGCGACCAGGGAAUGUAUGUGGAUGGGCCACCUCUUGGGCGGAGAUGUACACGACAAGAAGUGGCGAGCCUCGAAAUUCCGGCGCAGUCCGUAUGGACGCCAGUCCCGGGCGAACAACACAUAUUCUUCGUACGAGCACCGACCACUUCACCGCCUCGCCAUGUAUACAGUAGAACACCGACGGCGGUGCCACUCGAGCGAACAUCCUCGGGCCGCUCUAUAGCCGCUGCUUCCUUCUCAUCGUGGGCUUUGGAUUAUGCGGACGACACCGAUCUUAGCCUUGUAUCCGACGCCGAGGCCGCUCGAUGGGUCGGCGAGUACACGGCCGACUUCUUCCAUAGGUAUCCCGACUCCACAUACGAACGCAUACUGAGAACUUUGAUCACGCCGAGGCCAUCAUCGCCACUCUUUAUAAACGGUGCCCACGAUCCGGACUUUGAGCUCGACGACGCCGUCCUGGCCAGCGUGUUCUCGGCCACCAAUGAGAUGUUCUUUGCUGGUCGCCUAACCAAUCGCGUAUCGUGGGAUUGGUCUGGAACCAGCAUCAGCACAAGUUGCAAGUACGAGACGGACAUAAUCGGUACGACAGCUAUGCGGAAGCGGCCAGCCGGCGGAUACGAGGCGCUAAUCAUUCUGUCCUCCCCGAUACUUAAAGGCACCAACGGCGGCCUAUUCAGCCGCAGGCUACUGAUCUCGACCUUUAUCCACGAGCUCAUUCACUGCUACUUGUUCGUAUGCUGUGGUCAUCGUGCUAGAGAAUGUGGCGGUCAUACUGCUGGCUUCAUCAAGAUUGCGUCUGUCUUAGACGAUUGGGCUGGUCACGGCGUCCUACAUUUGAGGGAGAUGGAGGCUGACCUGGAGAGGUUCAGAACGUCGGCUUCAGCGGCACAAACAGCAUAUAGCAGGAGCAAUUAUUCUGGCCUGCCUCAUCAUGGUCGCUGUUCUGGACAUGGCCUGUCAAGCCGCAGAAGCUUGCAGGGCUGGGACUGUAUUCCGACUGGCGGUGGUCCCCGUGGCUGGGAUGAUUGCGGUCAAGGUUCAGCGAUUCUUGACGACGACUGGAUCCGAUAA
Pyricularia grisea is the source of this 1104-nucleotide messenger RNA. RefSeq lists its product as uncharacterized. NCBI's taxonomy places the organism in Eukaryota, Fungi, Ascomycota, Sordariomycetes, Magnaporthales, Pyriculariaceae. The coding region runs from base 1 to 1104 and encodes 367 amino acids. The transcript has a single exon. The record is from RefSeq and is a predicted model, not a curated record.